Messenger RNA from Austrofundulus limnaeus, 1158 nucleotides. RefSeq names its product chemokine (C-C motif) receptor 8.2 (gene ccr8.2). Gene Ontology annotation, biological process: immune response; cell chemotaxis; calcium-mediated signaling. The transcript has 2 exons. Lineage: Eukaryota; Metazoa; Chordata; Actinopteri; Cyprinodontiformes; Rivulidae. The record is from RefSeq and is a predicted model, not a curated record. Gene Ontology annotation, cellular component: external side of plasma membrane; membrane. Gene Ontology annotation, molecular function: C-C chemokine binding; C-C chemokine receptor activity. The coding region runs from base 1 to 1122 and encodes 373 amino acids.
AUGAACUUCACCACCAGCCACCCAGUCACCUACAAUGACAGCUUUUCUACAGUGGACAACAUUAGCAGCACCACUGAGUACUACGACUACUUUGACUACGAGUCUACUGGAGUUGGUGACCUGUGUUACUAUGAGCGAUUUGACGCCCAUUUCAUUCCUCCUUUCUUUGUCGUUUUCUUCCUCCUGGGCCUUGUUGGGAACUCCCUGGUGAUCUGGGUCAUCGCUUGCGGAGUGCGACUCCGCACCAUGACAGAUGUGUGCCUGUUUAACUUGGCCCUCGCUGACCUCCUCCUGGUGUGCACCCUCCCCUUCCUGGCUCACCAGGCCAGGGACAGUUGGGUGUUUGGAGAUGGGAUGUGCAAGCUGGUCCUGGGUGUAUAUUACAUCGUCUUUUACUGUGGAAUCUUUUUCAUAUGUCUGAUGAGCGUUGACCGCUACUUGGCGAUAGUUCACGCCGUUUAUGCCCUAAAGGCGCGGACGAAGUCCUUUGGUGUAACGGCAGCGGCUAUCACAUGGGUGUUGGGAUUUAUUGCCUCCUUUCCCGAUUUAGUCUUCCUCAAACAGCAAACUUCUCUCAACGGCUCUGCAUUCUGCUCACCUGACUUCCCCCGACAGGAGGGAAAUUAUUCCAGUCUUCACAUGUGGAUAGUCUUUGGUAUCUUCAAAAUGAACAUUUUGGGUCUGUUCCUGCCGAUUGUCAUCAUGGUUUUCUGCUACUCUCAGAUCGUCUGGAGGCUGAUGUUCAGCCACUCCUCCAGGAGGCAGGCCAUCCGUUUAGUUUUCCUAGUGGUGGCGGUCUUUUUCUGCUGUUGGGUUCCUUACAACGUCUCAGCAUUCUUCAAAGCUCUGGAGCAUCUGGGGGUCUACACAGCGUGCGACAGCAGCAAGGCCAUCAGAGUGUCUUUACAGGUCACCGAAGCCAUCGCCUACUCUCACAGCUGCCUCAAUCCAUUCCUGUACGUGUUUGUCGGGGAGAAGUUCAGGAGGCAGCUGCUGAGGCUGAUAAAAAGAUCUCCAUGCCAUCUGUGUCAAGUCAUCAAGUUGUACAUACCCCAGGACAUGUUGGCUACAUCAGUGUACUCGCAAACCACCAGUGUGGACGAAAGAAGCACCAAUGUGUGAUCUGGGACUACGAAAGAGGCACUUCUUUGUUUUCUG